CAUAAUUGAAAUUAUUUAAGAAGACGUAUGUACAUAACCAGCAACAUAAUUAAUUGGAUUGGGAAGGGGAUAUUACGUCGGGUAGCAACAUUAUUGCACGAAAGGUGACAUGUUUGUGUUGUAAAAAAUGAGUAAGUGUACUAGUGGGGGGACCAGUUUUCCAUAGAAGCAAUGUCUCUAUCAACAAUGGUAGAAACAAUGGUAGAAACCUGACUUUUGUCUCAAAAUUUCCUGUCCGGAAAGAGCACGCAUCAAUAACAACGGCAUAACAGUUCUCGUAUUCGAGUCUAAGAAUCCUGGUGAAUUACAAUGGGAAUAACAGAAUCAGAUGAUCUGCCCUUACUACAAUUCAGUUCCUCUUCAGACAACUCUGCCACCAAAAGAACUGGGACAAUAUGGACAGCCGUGGCCCAUAUCAUAACCGGAGUGAUAGGCUCGGGUGUGCUCUCUCUGGCCUGGAGCAUGGCUCAGCUGGGCUGGAUAGCGGGCCCUUUUUUGAUGCUGUUUUUUGCCUUCAUCACUUUGAUUUCUACGUUCCUCCUCUGCGAUUGCUAUAGAUCUCCCGACCCAGAGUAUGGUCCUAUCAGGAACAGGUCCUACACUGAUGCUGUUCGGUUGUAUUUAGGAGAGAGGAGUGCUUGGAUUUGUGAGCUAGUUAUGCAGAUAAGUUUCUACGGGACCGGAAUUGCUUAUGUCAUUACUUCUGCGACCUGCUUGAGAGCAAUAGAGAGGUCAAACUGUUACCAUAAGCAUGGACACGAUGCUUCUUGCGAAUUUGGAGACACGUUUUACAUGCUGAUAUUCGGACUAGUUCAAGUAUUUAUGUCUCUGAUACCGGAUUUCCAUAGCAUGGAUUGGCUGUCUGUAGUUGCUGCAAUCAUGUCGUUCGCCUAUUCUUCCAUUGGACUGGGAUUAGGAGCCGCAAAAGUCAUUGGAGACGGAGUAGUUCAGGGCAGCAUCGAUGGUCUUUCUGCAUCGUCUAGGACUCAGAAACUGUGGCUGGUUUGUCAGGCACUUGGAGACAUUGCUUUUGCCUAUCCAUACUCAAUGAUUGUUCUCAACAUCCAGGACACUUUGAGAUCACCUCCACCGGAGAGUGAGACGAUGAAGAAUGCUUCGGUAGUUUCCAUCUGCAUCACGACGUUUUUCUAUCUCAGCUGUGGAGGCUUCGGAUAUGCAGCUUUCGGAGAUCAAACGCCGGGGAAUCUCUUGACCGGCUUCGGCUUCUAUGAGCCUUACUGGCUGAUCGACUUUGCUAACGCGUGCAUCGUUCUACACUUAGUCGGAGGAUAUCAGAUGUAUUCUCAACCGGUAUUCGCGGUGGCAGACAAAUGGUUGGCGGAGCAGCUCCCGGACAGCCCAUUCGUCCACAAACACUACACUCUCAAACUCCCAUUCCUGCCAGCUCUGAAGAUGAAUCUGCAGAGGGUGUGUUUCAGGACAGCUUAUGUUGUCUCAACAACUGCAGUAGCAAUGAUGUUCCCUUACUUCAACCAGGUACUAGGUGUUCUUGGAGCCCUCAACUUUUGGCCCUUAUCUAUAUACUUCCCAGUGGAAAUGUGGCUGAGACAGAGAAACAUCAGAGGCUGGACAACCACUUGGAUUCUUCUCAGGAGUUUCAGCCUUCUUUGCUUCGUUCUAACCAUGUUUGCUUUGGCCGGUUCGAUUCAAGGCCUUGUAGCUGCCCGGUUCAGCUAGAAACUCACAACUCCAUACUGUCUUUUCUGCCCAAGUCUAUAGCCAAAAAAAGGAAUUUCAGGUUAUUAUUGUGAAUUACAUAUGUUGUAUAGUAUAGGGCUCUAUUCCUUAGUUUCACUAAUUGUGCUUUGUUGCUGUCACAUGUGCCCACAUUAGUUUGCAUACAAAAAUUUUGAAGGGCUUAUAAAUUUUAGGGAUAAUUGAUAUUUGGUGUAAUUAUACCUAAAUUUUAUGUGGUUUGAAAAA
Messenger RNA from Sesamum indicum (sesame), 1944 nucleotides. Its product is annotated as putative amino acid permease 7. NCBI's taxonomy places the organism in Eukaryota, Viridiplantae, Streptophyta, Magnoliopsida, Lamiales, Pedaliaceae. The record is from RefSeq and is a predicted model, not a curated record.